CCUCAGGCCUUCGGGGUCCACGCGACCAUGGUGACUGCGCUGCGGCUCCCGCGGCCCCCGCGGCUCCUGGGCUUCCUGGGGCUUCUGCUCCUGGCCGGGGCCGACGCUCAGGGUGUGGCCGGGGACGAGGCGCGGGAGACGGCGGCCGUGCGAGCGCUCGCGGUCCGCCUGCUGGGGCCCGAGCCCGCGGCCGCCUUCGCGCUGUCAGUGGAGCGCGCCCUGGCGGCCGAGCCUGGCACCGACGUCUUCUUGCUCGGCGGCGGCGGCGGCGGCGCGCCAGUGCGCGUGCGCGGCUCCUCGGGCGUGGCGGUGGCGGCCGGGCUGCACCGCUACCUGCGCGACUUCUGCGGGUGCCACGUGGCCUGGUCAAGCGUCCAGCUGCGCCUGCCGAGCCCGCUGCCCGCGGUGCCCGGGGAGCUGAGCGAGGCCUCGCCCUACAGGUACCGCUACUACCAGAACGUGUGCACACAGAGCUAUUCCUUCGUCUGGUGGGACUGGCCGCGCUGGGAGCGGGAGAUUGACUGGAUGGCGCUGAACGGCAUCAACCUGGCCCUGGCCUGGAGCGGCCAGGAGGCCAUCUGGCAGCGGGUGUACCUUGCCCUGGGCCUGACCCAGGCAGAGAUCGAUGAGCACUUCACCGGCCCAGCCUUCCUGGCCUGGGGGCGCAUGGGCAACCUGCACAGCUGGGGCGGCCCCCUACCCAGAGCCUGGCACCUCAAGCAGCUCUACCUGCAGCACCGGAUCCUGGACCGCAUGCGUGCGCUGGGCAUGACCCCUGUGCUUCCCGCGUUUGCUGGGCACGUCCCCAAGGCCAUCACCAGGGUGUUCCCACAGGUCAAUGUCACCCAGCUGGGCAGUUGGGGACACUUCAACUGCUCCUACUCCUGCUCCUUCCUUCUGGCUCCGGGAGACCCCCUUUUCCCUCUCAUUGGGAGCCUCUUCUUGCGGGAGCUGAGCAGGGAGUUCGACACAAACCACAUCUAUGGGGCCGACAUUUUCAACGAGAUGCAGCCGCCCUCCUCCGACCCUGCCUACCUGGCAGCUGCUACUGCUGCUGUGUUCGAGGCCAUGGCUGCAGUGGACUCUGAUGCUGUGUGGCUGCUCCAAGGCUGGCUUUUCCAGCACCAGCCUGAGUUCUGGGGCCCGGCCCAGGUGGCGGCAGUGCUGGGGGCUGUUCCGCAGGGCCGCCUGCUGGUUCUGGACCUGUUCGCCGAGAACCAGCCUAUCUACACCCGCACAGCCUCCUUUCGAGGGCAGCCCUUCAUCUGGUGUAUGCUGCACAACUUUGGUGGCAACCAUGGCCUCUUUGGAGCCCUGGAGAUGGUGAACCAGGGCCCCUCGGCUGCCCGCCUCUUCCCCAACUCCACCAUGGUGGGCACAGGCAUCGCGCCGGAGGGCAUCGGCCAGAAUGAGGUGGUCUACGCACUCAUGGCAGAGCUGGGCUGGCGGAAGGACCCCGUGCCCGAUCUGUCAGCCUGGGUGAGCCGCUUCGCAGAGCGGCGGUACGGGGCGGCCCAGCCAGAGGCCAGCAUGGCCUGGAGACUGCUGCUGCGCAGUGUCUACAACUGUACUGGUGAGGCCUGCCGUGGCCACAACCGCAGCCCGCUGGUCCGGCGGCCAUCCCUGCAGAUGAACCCCACUGUCUGGUACAACCGAUCCGAUGUAUUUGAGGCCUGGCGUCUGCUGCUCAAAGCCUCACCCAACCUGACCGCCAGCUCGGCCUUCCGCUAUGACCUACUGGAUGUCACCCGGCAGGCGCUGCAGGAGCUGGUCAGCUUGUACUACGAGGAGGUGCGGGCGGCCUACCUACACCAGGAGCUGGUUGGUCUGCUGAGGGCUGGGGGUGUCCUGGCCUACAAGCUCUUGCCCAUGCUGGACGAGGUGCUGGCCAGUGACCAGCACUUCCUGCUGGGCAGCUGGCUGGAGCAGGCCCGGGCAGUGGCCACAAGUGAGGCUGAGGCUGAUCUGUAUGAGCGGAACGGACGCUACCAGCUGACCUUGUGGGGGCCGGAAGGCAACAUCCUGGACUAUGCCAACAAGCAGCUGGCAGGGCUGGUGGCCCACUACUACACACCCCGCUGGCAGCUCUUCGUUGAGUCACUGGCUGACAGCCUGGCCAGGGGUGUCCCUUUCCAGCAGCACCAGUUCGAGAGGGACAUCUUCCAGCUGGAACAGGCCUUUGUCCUGAGCAGCCGGAAGUACCAAAGCCAUCCCCAAGGCGACACCGUGGACCUGGCCAGGAAGGUCUUCCUCAGGUUCGGCCCCCGGAGGGUGGCUGGCAGCAGCUGACAAUGACACCACAGGGCCAUGUUUCCCUGGACUCCACACAGAGCUGGACCAGCAUCUCGGGGAGCUCAGGCCUGGGGGAAGGGACCAAGGUCUGGCUCUGCAGGCCAGGUGGCUAGGGGGUGGGGAAUGAGCCACUCUCCACCGCCACAAAG
Molecule: messenger RNA, 2441 nt
Organism: Octodon degus (degu)
Lineage: Eukaryota; Metazoa; Chordata; Mammalia; Rodentia; Octodontidae
Gene: Naglu
Product: N-acetyl-alpha-glucosaminidase
Exons: 6
Coding region: 28-2289 (753 amino acids)
Source: RefSeq, a predicted model, not a curated record